UAGGUAAUCCUGAAGCUGCAAAGGCAGGAGAUCAGAUCCCUGUCUCCGUAGUAUCUUAUUAUAUUUAAUAUUUAAUAUAUAAUUAAUUAGAACGUCCACGUUUAAUAAGUAUCUUGCAGGAAGAAGAAACUGAAGUGUAUAUAUAGGUCCCCAUGACACUCCCCUCAACUCAGCAACAACAACACUUACUUGAAGUUGUGCUAUUCAAUCCCAAAGCCACAGAAAUAAUAUUAUUCAGAUUUUAGAGACUGAAAACAUCAUGGCCAACCUCGACCUCGACCCAUUCCAGACAAGCAUCUUAAUCCUCGUCCCAAUAGCACUCCUGGUGGCGUUACUAUCUCGUACUCGUCGAAGAGCACCCUACCCACCAGGCCCAAAGGGUUUACCAAUCAUAGGAAACAUGUUAAUGAUGGAGCAGCUAACCCACCGCGGCCUCGCCAACCUGGCCAAACACUACGGCGGCAUCUUCCACCUCCGCAUGGGGUUCCUCCACAUGGUCGCCAUCUCCGACCCCGUCGCCGCGCGUCAGGUUCUCCAAGUCCAAGACAACAUCUUCUCCAACCGCCCAGCCACCAUCGCCAUCAGCUACCUUACCUACGACCGCGCCGACAUGGCUUUUGCCCACUACGGCCCCUUCUGGCGCCAGAUGCGGAAACUCUGCGUCAUGAAGCUCUUCAGCCGCAAGCGCGCCGAGUCCUGGCAGUCAGUCCGCGAUGAGGUCGACGCCGCCGUUCGCGCCGUCGCUAGCAGCGUCGGAAAGCCCGUCAACAUUGGAGAAUUAGUGUUUAACCUCACCAAGAACAUCAUCUACCGCGCCGCGUUCGGGUCGAGUUCCCAAGAAGGCCAGGACGAGUUCAUUAAAAUACUGCAGGAGUUCUCCAAGCUCUUUGGCGCGUUUAAUAUUGCGGAUUUUAUACCCUAUCUCGGGUGCGUGGAUCCACAAGGUUUGAACUCGAGACUCGCUAGGGCACGUGGCGCGCUCGAUAGCUUCAUUGAUAAGAUCAUCGAUGAGCACGUGCAUAAGAUGAAGAAUGAUAAGAGCAGUGAAAUUGUUGAUGGAGAAACGGACAUGGUGGAUGAGUUGCUGGCGUUCUACAGCGAGGAGGCGAAGUUGAACAAUGAAUCGGACGAUUUGCAGAACUCUAUCAGACUCACUAAGGAUAACAUCAAGGCUAUCAUUAUGGACGUGAUGUUCGGAGGCACGGAAACGGUAGCGUCAGCGAUCGAGUGGGCCAUGGCGGAGCUCAUGAGAAGCCCAGAAGAUCAAAAGCGGGUCCAACAAGAGCUGGCGGAUGUAGUGGGCCUGGACCGUCGGGCCGAAGAGUCCGAUUUCGAGAAACUCACUUAUCUCAAAUGUGCCCUCAAAGAGACCCUCCGCCUCCACCCUCCGAUCCCGCUCCUCCUCCACGAGACGGCGGAGGACGCGACGGUCGGCGGUUACCUCGUCCCCAAGAAGGCGCGUGUCAUGAUCAACGCGUGGGCCAUUGGGAGGGACAAGAACAGCUGGGAGGAACCCGAGACCUUCAAGCCCGCCCGGUUUCUUAAACCGGGCGUGCCCGAUUUCAAAGGGAGCAACUUCGAGUUCAUUCCAUUCGGGUCGGGUCGCAGGUCCUGCCCCGGGAUGGUGUUGGGGCUCUACGCGCUCGAGUUGGCGGUGGCGCACCUCCUUCACUGCUUCACGUGGGAAUUGCCAGAUGGGAUGAAGCCAAGUGAGAUGGACAUGGGUGACGUGUUCGGACUCACCGCUCCAAGAUCCACGCGACUCAUUGCUGUGCCAACCAAGCGCGUGGUGUGCCCUCUCUUUUAAAAAAACAACAAUUUGGAUCUUUUUUCUUCCUUUUUUUUGUAUUUUCUUUUUAUCCCUCAAUUAUACAUAAUCAUAUUAAAAUAAUAUAAAGGGAAAAAAAGGCAGCUACACAAUAAGAAUGUGGGAGUAUUUGGAAGAAAAAAAAAUUGUAAACAAUCAAUUAUAUGCAUUUUGUUAUUUUUGCCCCA
Molecule: messenger RNA, 1995 nt
Organism: Glycine soja
Lineage: Eukaryota; Viridiplantae; Streptophyta; Magnoliopsida; Fabales; Fabaceae
Product: cytochrome P450 84A1-like
Exons: 2
Coding region: 260-1807 (515 amino acids)
Biological process (GO): lignin biosynthetic process
Molecular function (GO): heme binding; oxidoreductase activity, acting on paired donors, with incorporation or reduction of molecular oxygen; iron ion binding
Source: RefSeq, a predicted model, not a curated record